UGUUAAAUCCGUCAGCCCUAUGUAAUUGUAACUCUGCCUUAAAAAAAAGUCAACGACAAGACGCAACACGACGCCACGACGGCGACGGCCAUGGCUUCGCCGGAGCUCGGCGGCGGCGACGGCAGCAGCUACGAUUUCCAUCUCCGCUCGCUCUCGGCAGCCUCACGGGACUCCGCUGCGGCCGCUGACCCCGCCUCCGACCCAACCUCCUCCAAUCCGUGAGGAGGGUGUGCGAGAUGUGCCGGGAGGCGAAGGAGGCGAGGGACGAGAUGGUGGCACGGGCGUUCCCGGUGAUGAGCAAGCUGUUUCAGCGAUGCGCCGCCGCUCCGACGCAGGCCGUGGCCUCCACCGGCACGCUGCUUCUUCUAAGCAGACUUUUCUCAGUCUUGCUCUGCAAAGAUCUUAUUCUUAACAUUUUGAUGGAUAAAUGCUCGGAUGUCAGGAACUAUGGGUCCUUUUCCGUAGAACUGUACUUCUCCCUUACAAUUUUAUCGAAAUUUCUCAGUAACGUGCGUAUAUCAUUUGGGGAGAGAGUUAAUAUAUUGCUAAGCGCAUGGUAAAUGCAUUACUUCCUGAUUCACCCAACAGUCAAUUUUAUCUGCACGGUUAUUGGUGUCAGAUUACUUUUAAAUGUUUCCUUAUUUCAUAAAGAGUUCAGUUAUACUUCUAGCAAGAAUUGUUUAGACUUUAGAGACAUGUAUUUUUCCUUCACAGACCAUUCUGCAAUUCUUCCUGAACUUUGGGGAGGCAGUCUUGCAUGAUGCUGAUGGUAGUUUGAAAACCUUCUUCCGCUCUUGCUUAAGGAGUUCGCAGAUCCUAUUGUUGCAGAGCGCACACUUGAAUUCCUUAUAGCAAACAAGACAAAGAUCCUUGGUUCUUUUCCCACCUUGAUUCCACUGGUGCAUACACACGAAAUGAUUACUUACUUCGAAAUAUUUUAUCCGUUGCUGUUGAAGUUAAUUGCAUCAAAUGGUGAGAAACUGGAAAAGAAGUUUUUGGAAGUACUUCCAUUAAUGAUGUCAGCAGGAUCUUUUCUUCCACUCUUCCUGUCCCUUAUGGAUCUGCCAAUGUUGGUGGUGGCACUGGAGAAGGUGGAAAGAAGUUCUGGAACUCUUAUUGGUAGUAGUAUAGCUACAAUUCAGAAGAGCGCUGCUCCUGAGAUGCUUCUUGCACUGAUGGAUGAGGCAUACACUGGUUCUGCAAUAGAAGAUUCUAGUGGUAUUUCAGGUUCUGAUGAUAGUAGCCCUCUAGACCUCGCUGACCCGAUGUUCCUAGACCUUCUAAAAGAUGAGAAUGAUGGCAUUGCUGCAAAACAUUGGAUAUCCCCUACAAUAUCUUCGACACUACAAGCAGCAGUUAACAGCACACAAUCAGAUAGAUUAAAACAGUCACUGGAAAUGGCACCUCGCUUUCUUUCUUUAUAUUUUGCAACUGCAUUGUGGGAUGUUAACGACUCGCUGUUGUGUGCUCUUAUUCCAGUAGUUAUGUCAAGAUAUGCUGCAAUGUUCCCAGACAAGGUUUUCUCAUUCGAGGUUAGGAAAAGACUGUCAGAUUUCAUAUUGGCUGCCUUUCAGCGAUCUUCUGACAUCAUUGCGAUACUAAAGAAGCCUAUUACUGACAGGCUUGGUGAGGCUUAUGAUGAUCCUGCAAAGACAGAAUUAGCAUUGCACUUGUGCUGGGCCAUCGGUGAGCAUGGAGCUGGAGGGAUAAAUCGCACGGAUGUAGCUCGUGAACUAUUUGAAAAUUUGGAAUUGUUACUGUAUGAAAACCUGGCAACUAGUCGUUUGGCAUUAAGCCAGGAACCAGGAUUUGAUUCAAUGGGUGUAGCUUCUAGAAAAUCAUCCCAAGCUAGGCUCCUCUGCUUUGUGGUGACCGCCAUUGCAAAACUAGCAACAUGCCACAGUGAGUUGCUUCCGAGAGCACGUGUAUCAUUGGCUAAGGUUGCUCGUACCAGAACCUCAGACAGGAGAGUCUGGCAACGUGCCUGUGACUAUUUGGGGCUCAUGAAUGAACCGGCCAUCUGUUUAUCUGUACUGGGACCGUCCACUGCCCAAGGAAAUGGUCCUGGUAUUGUUGACUGGAGCGAAGGGGGAACAAAGAUGCUAGCUCAUGUUCCCUUUUACCUUUUAGCCGAGCAAAAAGGUCCACCAUUUCAUGAUUUUUCAUUUGCGGACCUCCUCCCAGGACAGAAUGAAGAGAAAUUACCUUCAGGAAUAUAUCAUGAGGGCCAUGGUUCAGGCACUGAUUUCGCUAGCAGAAUACCAUGUCUAUAGAGAACUUAUUUCGUUAUCAUAGCAUGCUGAGGAUCCAAGCUCAUUUUCAAGAAAAGGGAUUGUAUUGUAUCAGUUACAUGAUUUUGACUAUUUGAGAGGCACUCAGCACUCGAGUUUGUACAUGAAGUGACUCCUGCUUCUUCUGAGGGGAAAACAGUGUUGUAAAUGUAACGUCUCUGCCUUUGUACAUCUGAAGGAUAAGGUGUACUAUAUGAAACGGCUCCUAAACAUGCUGAGA
Setaria italica (foxtail millet) is the source of this 2511-nucleotide messenger RNA. RefSeq lists its product as uncharacterized. NCBI's taxonomy places the organism in Eukaryota, Viridiplantae, Streptophyta, Magnoliopsida, Poales, Poaceae. The record is from RefSeq and is a predicted model, not a curated record. Gene Ontology annotation, cellular component: AP-5 adaptor complex. The coding region runs from base 915 to 2273 and encodes 452 amino acids. The transcript is spliced from 15 exons.